This is a messenger RNA of Scylla paramamosain (green mud crab), 3188 nucleotides long. Its product is annotated as LON peptidase N-terminal domain and RING finger protein 3-like. Bases 116 to 2203 code for a protein of 695 amino acids. The record is from RefSeq and is a predicted model, not a curated record. Lineage: Eukaryota; Metazoa; Arthropoda; Malacostraca; Decapoda; Portunidae. The transcript is spliced from 8 exons. Gene Ontology annotation, molecular function: protein binding; ubiquitin protein ligase activity.
AGUUGUCCACCAGCUGUCGUGGAGGAUGGUAACGAUUGGCCGUUGGGAGUUGUGGACGUCAUUGUGUUGAGAUGACACGAAAUUGAAGUUGCAGGGCUGCCCAUCACCCGCCAAGAUGAGUGUCUUGAAAGGAGGUAGUGGAAAAUCGGCCAUCGAUGCUAUUCUAACCAGUGAAAUUGAGAAAAUUCUAAAAGAAAAGGGACUAAACCUAGAAAUUUAUAUAUCUUAUGCAACUUUGUUUGCGGAAAAAGGGCAAGUUGUAGAGAGUUUGGAACUGCUGUUCCACAGCUAUAAGUUAUACAACGUGAGUUCCGAUAAACUGUAUCAAGUGAUUAGCAAAGUAGUGGAUUAUUUAAGGUUAAACUGGAAAGAGAACGGUCCUCCCCCCACCAGAAAUGUGUUCUCUUGCCCUGUGUGCUGGGGCGUGCUGCACGAACCUCUCACGCUUGUGUGCGGCCACACCUACUGCCGAAAAUGCCUACUCAAAGAACAACUGAAAAUGUGUAGAGUAUGCCAGUUUAGGUUUAAAGAUAAAGGUAUUUCUAAUGUGAAACCUAAUGUAUUAGUGGCGACCUUAGUGAGUCGCUGGUGGCAGCAGGAGGUGGACGGAGUUAAGCUACGGACAGAAGGAAACAAAUACUUCCAGAACCAACAGCUGGAGAAAGCUCUCGAGGCCUACAAUAAAGCCUUCAAGAGUGCACCACAAGACCACCUGUUGCUAAGUAACCGUUCCCACGUGAUGCAUACUAUGGGUCGGGCAGAGGAGGCCCUUAAGGAUGCCGAGGCGGCCACCAGGUGUCGGCCGGAGUGGGCCAAAGGUUACUUCCGCAAAGCCAUGGCGUUGACUUCACUAGGCCGCUUUGAGGACUCCAUAGUUUCUCUCCUGCAGUGUGCCAUUCUUGAGGAAUCCAACAAUUUGCACAACAUAAAAGAUGAAAUCACAAAGGCUUUCCAUCGUCUGCUGAUCAGACUGACUUCCAACAGAAGAUAUAGCAUGGAGGGACGAAACAGCCGCCACCAUCACUGUUACUCCCGUCUCUCACCUGCACUCUCUGACCCUUCCAUCAUCCCAGAGUCUGACUCUGAGGACAGUGAGGACAGUGAGGAUGGACACCAGCAAAGUCAUUGUGGGCCUUCUGCUCCACCUGUUGAGGAAGUGUCUCACCUCAGGAAAAUUAUGGAUAAAUUCAACCUCGAAGUGGAAAGAAACAAAAAAUCCAGUUGUAGCUAUGUACGGGCAGUAGAGGUACAAAAUUAUGACAAAAAUGAUUUUGAGUGCACACUGUGCUAUCGUUAUUUGUACCAGCCUGUCACUACCCCCUGUGGUCAUUCCUUCUGUCGCACGUGUUUAGAUCGUUGUCUGGAUCACUCUACCAGCUGUCCACUAUGUAAAACUUCAAUUAAAAUGUUCUUGGCUGAGAGACGAACUGCAGUGACAGAAUUUGUUGAAACUGCAAUGCAAACUGUGAUGGCCAGUGAGUGCCAAGAAAGGAAACAGCAACAUGAUGAGGAGAUGGACGAGUUAGCUGCAGCUGGCAAAGACUCCCAGCAUGGCAUCCCAAUAUUCAUUGCCACAUUAGCCAUUCCCACCGUCAGCUGCCCCUUGCAUGUAUUUGAGCCUCGCUACAGACUCAUGAUCAGGCGGUGCAUGGAGUCAGGCACCCGAGAGUUUGGGAUGUGUGUGCCCAUGGAAAAUGCAGAAAAUGGGUACGCAGACUCGGGUACAAUGCUAGAGAUACGAGACAUAGAGUAUACACCAGAUGGCCGUUCAAUCGUAAACACAGUUGGUUCUAGACGGUUUAGGAUUGUCAGCAAGAGUGUGAAAGAUGGCUAUAACACUGCUGCUGUAGAAUUUCUUCAGGAUGUUGUACCAACUAGUAAUUUAUCAGAACUGCACAAACUUCAUGAUUGUGUACAUAAGUUGGCUUCAAAGUGGUAUGAAUCAAUAGAACAUAUGACGAAAAGAAGGAUUCUUGUGCACUAUGGCCCAAUGCCUCCAGUUGAGGGUGAAUAUUGGACCAUUCCUAAUGGACCAGCCUGGAUGUGGUGGGUUAUUGUAAUUCUUCCACUUGAUCAUCGGAUUCAGCUGUCAAUUCUCAACGAAACGUCAUUAAAACGUCGCUUGGAGAUCCUCCACAAGAUAGUCCACUGUGUCCUGGUGCAGCAGCAUCCCCAACAAGCACCUGCAGAGGGAUCACAGUGACUAGUGGCAUCUCAUAAGUUUACAAGAUAUUUAUGCCAAAGUAAUUGUUGGGUCUUUUUUCUAGUUAUCUUAUUGCUUUCUUUGGGAAAUUCAAUCUGUUAUUUAUCUUAAUCAGAGGUAAAAUAGUGAAUACAGGGAAAAUUGAUUGUGUGUUACCCAUAGAUAAAUUAGAUGCAGCAUGAUGGCUUAUGUUUGGAUUGCAAUAAAAUCAUGUUAAACAUGGCUUUUCAGGAAAUUGUAGCAGUUCUUUUAUGAUAUUGCUAUGUGUGAAACCUUUAAUUUUCUCUGUAAUUUAAUCUUCUCAUUCAACAAUUUUUUGCCUGAACAACUUUGAACAGGUAAUUUCUCAGGAUUGUAAGGUGUAACAGGCAUGCAUUGUGUAUUUAUGUUUAUUUAGGAUUAUUUAUUAUGUAGCUUCUGAAGUCAUGUGUAUUUUUUGCAUGCUGAUAAGAACUGCAGCCUAACAAUAGAUACCUCAUACUCCCUUGUCAUACAUUGUAGAGUUCUGUGGGGAAACUCUAACAGUUUGGGUUGUUAUAAAACUAGAAUUUGUAACUGUAACAUUCAGGGACUGGAUUUUAUGUCAUUUACAUGCAUCAGAUAGGUUACAUUUUGUUUCUUUUUAUAAAAUUUCUUAGAUCAUAAUCUUUGUUUCCAUGAUCUGGACUCCCAGAAUCUUUUUACAAGAUUAUUUUGAUACAGAGGUAGUUGAUUUUUUUUUUUUUUUUUUUUUUUUCAUGAAUUAGAUGGAGUAAACUGUGUAGCUUAGGAAAGAAGGUGCUGAUAGUUAAGGGGAACUUUGUGUAGCCAAAGGUUUCCUUUUGGAUAUCUUGGCUGUUUCUAUACCACUUUGUUACCAAGAGAUAUUUUUACAUGAGCCAUUGCACAAAAUUUCAAGAAGCUUGCUGAAGUGACAGUGGGCUUUGGCGGUUGUGCCAACUGGUUAUUUCACUCAUAAUUCUGAAUUACACAAUGUUAUAAGUAA